Messenger RNA from Rhipicephalus microplus (southern cattle tick), 897 nucleotides. RefSeq names its product palmitoyltransferase ZDHHC20-A. The record is from RefSeq and is a predicted model, not a curated record. Gene Ontology annotation, molecular function: palmitoyltransferase activity. Lineage: Eukaryota; Metazoa; Arthropoda; Arachnida; Ixodida; Ixodidae.
AUGUGCUUCACAGCUGGGUGCAUCGACUGGCUUCCCGUGGUGGGUGGCUGGCUGGUGAAGGCGUGGAGCUACUACGCCUACGUGAUCGUGUUCUGCGGCUCCGUGGUCAAGGACGACGCGGUGCGGUUAGCCUUCAUCGUCGGCUUCCACGUGCUGAUGGCGCUGCUGCUCUGGUCCGAGCUGACGACCAUCGCCACCCCACCGCCGAAUGUGCCCGCCUACUUCAGCCUGAGCGAGGUUGACCUCCGGCUCCUGCAGGAGGCGCGCACCGAAGAGGCCCGCAAGGGUUUCCUCGAGGUCCUGGGCCAGCAGCGCGGAGUCCUCACUCGAGGCCUGGACGGCGCCGUGAGUUACUGCGAGGUGUGCGAACGCAUCAAGCCCGACCGGGCACACCACUGCUCGGUGUGCCGGCGGUGCGUGCUCAAGAUGGACCACCACUGCCCGUGGUUCAACAACUGCGUCUGCUUCAGCACCUACAAGGCAUUCCUGCUGACCAACAUGUACGUCAUCCUGCUGUGCACCUACACCUUGUUCACGGCCGGGAGCUACUUCCACCAGGUGCCCUGGAACCAUUGGCGCAUAACGGAGCCCGCGGUACAGGUCAGCACCAUGGUAAUCGUGUCGGUUGCCUUCUUCUUCUCCGUCGGCCCUUUCUUCUUCUUUCACCUCACGCUGGUGGCGUUCAACCGGACCACGCUGGAAUCCUUGCGCAGGCCCCAAUUCGUGGACAAAGGCGACACAUUCGACAUAGGCUUCCACAACAACGUCGUUGAGGUGCUUGGCCACAGCUGGCUGCUGUGGCUGUUCCCCGUGCACACCAGCUUGGGUGACGGAUCGCGCUUCCCCACCAAGCUGCAUCCACACAACCGCGAUCGUUUCCACGUGCGCGGCAUUUGA